This is a messenger RNA of Lolium rigidum, 285 nucleotides long. RefSeq lists its product as uncharacterized. NCBI's taxonomy places the organism in Eukaryota, Viridiplantae, Streptophyta, Magnoliopsida, Poales, Poaceae. The transcript has a single exon. The record is from RefSeq and is a predicted model, not a curated record. Bases 1 to 231 code for a protein of 76 amino acids.
AUGGCGGUGGGUCGGGUGGGCGGCGCGGUGAAGGUGCUGUGCGGCGCGGAGGAGGAGCGGGUGGUGGGCACGAGGAAGGCGCCGGGGGCGUGCCCGUGCUGCGGUGGUCCGGUGGUGGCCACCGACGUGGAGAGCGAGCGGCGCAUCCUGUGCCUGCCGCUGUGCCUCAAGAACAAGCGCAAGUACUCCUGCUCCAGGUGCCUCCGCCGGCUCGUCACCCUCUACAGCUAGCUCCUCCAUCAGCUGGCUGCCUCCUGCCCCGAUGCCCAUCCACCGACUGGCGUG